This is a messenger RNA of Rhinichthys klamathensis goyatoka, 906 nucleotides long. RefSeq lists its product as uncharacterized. Gene Ontology annotation, cellular component: nucleus; transcription regulator complex. The transcript has 2 exons. The record is from RefSeq and is a predicted model, not a curated record. Gene Ontology annotation, biological process: regulation of transcription by RNA polymerase II. Bases 122 to 748 code for a protein of 208 amino acids. Lineage: Eukaryota; Metazoa; Chordata; Actinopteri; Cypriniformes; Leuciscidae. Gene Ontology annotation, molecular function: DNA binding.
AGAUAAAAACCGUGUUGAAAUUUGAAUACAACUCAAUGAGAAAUCGGAAUUGUGGGCCAUCGAGCGCCCUCUGGAGGAAUAACCGUUAAUAACGUCAUUAGCUAAUAACGUUUGCCGCCCAAUGCUAACAACAAUGGAGGAGAGGUUAAUAGCUGCGGUGUCCGACUAUCCCGAGUUAUACAAUUCUACAAUAAAUUCAUAUAAAGACGCUGCUAGAAAAGCCAAAGCAUGGAGAGCUGUGAGCCUACAAGUUGAAAUACCAGAGGAGGACUGUCGCAGACGAUGGAAGAGUUUACGGGACAUGUUCAUCAAAGACAAGCGUGCCGAGCAGCGCAGGAGAGCGUCGGGAACGUCCCACCGGAGCUGGAAGUACAGCUGGCAGAUGUCCUUCCUCACGCCCUUCAUCCAGUCCCGAUCGCUAGCUGUAGACGAGCCGGAGGAGGACCGAGACGAGGAGGAGAAGGAGGAAGAGGAGGAGGAGGAGGAGGAGAGGACGGCGCACGGGAACUCCUCCUUCCAGGACUUUGAGGCGGAUCACGGGAUGCUGGACGGAUCCUCGCAUUACUCCGCGUCGGGAUCGCAGGGAACGGGACGCAAGAGGAAAUGGCAGAUGGAGGCCAACGAGGACUUGGAGGACGAGAUGUUCUUGUUUAGUUUAUUACCGUAUCUCAGACGCUUGCCUUACGCCAAGAAGAGCGCCGUCAAGUUAAAGAUACACCAGCUGCUGUACGAGGCCGAGUUCAAGUGACGCUCUCUGUAGUUUCUUAAUAUUUUUCUAUCUUUUAUUGAUAUUGAAAUUCUAUCCGCUGCAUUUUUUGUUUCUUUUUUUAACAUUCAUAACAUAUUGUAUCGAUGCUGGUAGAUGUUUGUUUUGAUCAGAGGUCCGUGAUUAAACAGACAAAUACA